Messenger RNA from Sycon ciliatum, 3081 nucleotides. Its product is annotated as protein NLRC3-like. The record is from RefSeq and is a predicted model, not a curated record. Bases 1 to 3081 code for a protein of 1026 amino acids. NCBI's taxonomy places the organism in Eukaryota, Metazoa, Porifera, Calcarea, Leucosolenida, Sycettidae. The transcript has a single exon.
AUGGCCCAGGCAGGUAGUCCAACUGCCAGCUCAGGUCAUGGCGAAACUAGUAAGAAACCGCUACCGGCUACUGUUAAGAAAUACCAUGACCGCCUGCGUGCUGCCUACAGCAAUGUGCAGUUCUGCAUAGAGGAGACCAAUGAAGAGAAGGAGCGAAUCUUGCAACUGGACGAGCUUUAUGCUGAUCUCCAUGUAGUGUCCAAGCAGAAGCUAAAUGCCAGGAUGCGUGACGCAGAGAGACUUGGCACAACUGCGGGCAAUGAGCGGCUGGCUCAUUCAUUUGCGUCUGAAGCUAGGAAGCUGCGCAAAAUGAAACUUGCCGAGAUUCUCAAUGUCAAGAAAGCCAUGCGACAACGCAUGCAUGGGAAGACUUUCCGUGCCAUUGCCCUCUCAUCGGCUGGAGCAGGCAAAACCAUGCUCUUCACCAAGAAGGGUCCGUUUGAAUGGGCAAGAGGGCAGAUUUGGCCACACAUCGCUGUCCUGCGUGCACUGGAGCUGCGCUUGGAAGAAGUGCGCAAUAUCAAAAGCAUCGCUGAGCUGCUGGAUUUGCAGAAUUACGGCAUCACAACAGAAGGUGAGCAGGUUGAAGUCAUUGAUUUUGUCUGCAAUCAUCCGGAAUCUGUCUGUAUCAUUCUCGACGGCCUCGACGAGAUAAAGCUCGCCGACUGCAGCAAGUUCAUGUACAACGUCAUCUGCGGCAAAGAAUUACCGGGGAUCAACCUGAUCAUCACGUCACGCCAUUCAGCAGAAGCAAUGAAGCUGACACAAAACCGGGACAUAGUCUUUCAUCGUCGUGUGGAGCUGCUAGGCUUUGAGAAGCAGGGUUUGGAGCAUUACAUUCGCAAUGUCCUGUCUCCGAAAGAUGCACCCAAGUUUCUAGCAGAGCUCCGCACCAACCCGCAGCUGGCCGCAAUGAUGCGUACUCCGUUUUUUGCCCAAGCAAUCUGCAGCCUCUACCGACACAAGCACAGUUUGCCAAACACGCCGGGUACAAUCGUCAACUCGCUAAUCCUCCAUCUACUGAAUCAGCACGAAGGAAAGCUGCCCAGCGAUGGUGAGCAAUACACCGAUUGGGACGAUGUUCCCGACGACGUCCAGGAAAAUCUUCUUGAUCUCUCCCGCUUCGCUUUUCACAUGCUCAUCCGCCGGAAAGUCGUCUUCACUGAUGCCGACUUCAAAAUGUUUUCACUGUCAUUGGCAGCUCGCACACUUGGAUUGCUCAUCGCCUGCGACAAGGCAUCACCACGGUCCAAGACUCAGUGGCGUUUCAGCCACCUGGCACUUCAGGAAGCUCUAGCAGCUCGCUACAUCGCUAGCCGCUCUCCCAUUGCAGCUGACAUCGCCUGGCUUGUGCAGCGACUUGGAGCGUUCACAGGCAGCCUCAACAUGUUUUGGCGUUUACUAGCCACUGAGCUGGACAGUGAGUCCGCCAAUGUGUUGAUUAAAGCCAUUCUCAAUCCGCAGUCCCCAUCGUCUUCUCAGCCACAGAAUGCCGACCAGCAUUACACAGGAGCGGAGGGGCACAACGUCACGUGUUUUCUCUUCACCACACACGACCACAUCAUGGAAUGGGCCGACCACGUGUCCUCCUUUCUCUCGCUGGACGAAGCAGAGCAUCUUGCAGAAGAAUUGCUGGGUGACAGGAUCGGUCUCGCAUUGUCUGCUCCUGAAGUGGUCCGCCUCGAAAUUGACCCAGCCGUCACCAAAAUCACCUGCAAGGAUUUCGUUCGUUCAAUGCUACCCAUAUGGACAGACCGCGUCCCCAGUGCCAGUACACAGAUGCUGCACUAUGCCAUGGCGCACCAGGCGCAAGGUUCGGCCAUUCGAUGCUUCACCGUCACUCCCACGUCCAAGCUUCCUCCAGUUCCUCCAUCCGACGAUGCGGCUCAGCCACCCGCAGCUCUGGAGAACGUCAGUGACGCGGAACGACGUCAACGAAUCCUCUACGCCUGCCGGGUCUUCGCGGAGCACGUCAACGCCAGGCAAAGCAGCAUCGAAGACAUCCAAAGCAUGCAAGCUAUCUUGACGGAGUACGGAGUAGAUUUCGACGGCGUUCCUCUCACACCGUCGGACUGUCAGGCCAUCAACACAGUCAUCCGUCACCACCACCAGUUCAUCACCCGCAUCCGCCUGCGGAACUGUUGUAUAGGUGAUACCGGGUACGCAUGCAUGGCUGAUGGCAUGGCUCUACUACGCAAUCUUACGCUCAUCAACCUGGAACUGAACAACCUAACAGAUCGUCACACGGCCCAUAUCGCAGCGUGUAUCGCAUCCAACACGUCAACACUGCGACAACUCUACACAUCCGGGAACCUGUUCAGCAGCAAUGCUACGGCCACCGUCCACAGCAACACACACCGCUGUACGCGACUGCUGGGAGUGGACUUUGGAGGUCAAAAGUGCACCGAUCCAGCAGUCAACCUUGACGUCAUCACCACAGUCUGCAGCAGCUUGCGCGCAUGCCCAGAUCUCCGGUACGUCGGUGUCUAUGUCUACGUACUGGAUAUGGAAGGUCUAACCCAGCUAGCACCAUUGUUAGGAGCACUGAGGCUGAGAGACCUGGAGCUGGACAAGGUUGGGAUGAAGCAGAACUCGGCUACGAUCGUCAGUAGAAUCAUUCAACAGCAACACGAGAGUUUGGAGGUCCUCUCACUCCGGCGCAAUGAGCUAACUGGAGAUUUCCUCGAAACUGUUCGUGGUGAGCUGAGUCAGUGCCGACGCCUAGAGAAGCUGUACCUGGACGACGACUGCCUCUCGUCGGGAGCUCUGCCGGUGCUUGCGUCCCUGCUGCCCAGCCUGCCAAACCUCUCCAAGCUCGAAAUGGGGAGGAAUGAUUUCCGGGACGCUGGCGACGAAGCAAAGCUGUUCGCCGCCGCUGCUGAGAGCUGCUCGUCUCUGAAGGAACUGGAGAUGCCUGAAAGAGCUCUAGUUUCUCCACUACUGCGCGAGUCUCUAAGUGCCAUGGUGAGAGAUGAUCUGAAUGUGCAGUAUAGCCAGUUUCGCUGGUCCGACGAAGUGGAGAAUGACGACGAAGAAGAAGACGAGUACGACGCUGAAGGAGAUAGUGAGAGUGAGGAAUGA